Molecule: messenger RNA, 2365 nt
Organism: Haliaeetus leucocephalus (bald eagle)
Lineage: Eukaryota; Metazoa; Chordata; Aves; Accipitriformes; Accipitridae
Gene: NSMF
Product: NMDA receptor synaptonuclear signaling and neuronal migration factor
Exons: 15
Coding region: 1-1605 (534 amino acids)
Biological process (GO): regulation of neuronal synaptic plasticity; positive regulation of neuron migration
Cellular component (GO): cytoplasm; nucleus
Molecular function (GO): protein binding
Source: RefSeq, a predicted model, not a curated record
AUGAGCGCUCCCCCGGCGGCUCCCCCCCGCGCGAAUAUGGGCACAGCCGUGUCCAAAAGGAAGACGCUGAGGAACGAGGCCAUGUCGUCGGUAGCGGCCAAAGUGAGAGCGGCAAGGGCUUUUGGAGAAUAUCUUUCACAAAACCAUCCUGAAGGCAGAAAUGGCUCAGAUCACCUGUUAGCAGACUCCUACAUCGGACAGGAGGACUCCCCUGAGAUGCAGCAGGCAGCACAGAACAAGCGCAGGCUCUCCGUCAUCUCAGACGGCAAGUUUGAGAGGAGCUUCUCUGAGGAGCAGGCAGAGAAGAUGCCAAGCGAGGGACCGAAGCCACGAGUCUACACGAUCUCCGGCGAGAGGCCGAUGCUGUCGGACCAUGAGAAUGAAAGUAUGGAACUGGUGGUGAUGAAGGGGGCUGCCCAAGAGGAAUGCCACCAUGGCCACCAAGUGCACAGUGCUGGCGGCUCUCACGGUGUUAGCAGGCAUUGCAAGGGCUGGCCAGGCAGCCGGCAGGGCUCCAAGGAGUGCCCAAACUGCACCCGGCUGGCUGCCCCUUCCCAGCAUUCCUUUGACCUGGAGCAGCAGCAAUCCAGUGAGACCGGGUGGCACAGAAAAAGGCUGGAGAGGAUGUAUAGUGUUGAUCGAGUGUCUGAUGAUGUCCCCAUACGAACCUGGUUCCCAAAAGAGAACCUCUUCAGUUUUCAAACUGCUACUACAACUAUGCAAGCGGCAUUCAGGGGCUACGCAGAGAGGAAGAGACGGAAACGAGAGAAUGAUUCUGCAGCUGUUAUACAGAGGAAUUUUCGGAAGCACCUCCGCAUGGUGGGGAGCCGAAGGGUUAAAGCACAAACAUUUGCCGAACGGCGUGAGAGGAGCUUCAGCAGGUCCUGGAGUGACCCGACUCCCAUCAAAGCUGAUUCCUUCCAUGACUCUCGAGAAAGCCAUGACCUUCAGGAUUCCUGUGGCACUUUGGAUGGUGACUUUGACUUGAACUGGGAAGCAGAAAAGGAACUUGAAGCCAUGGCAUGUGACGGAGAAGACUUUAUUCCACCAAAAAUAAUGCUCAUUUCUUCCAAGGUGCCCAAAGCAGAGUACGUCCCGACAAUUAUCCGCAGGGACGAUCCCUCUAUCAUCCCCAUUCUCUAUGACCAUGAACAUGCCACCUUUGAUGACAUCCUAGAAGAAAUAGAGAAGAAGCUUAACAUUUAUCGGAAAGGCUGCAAAAUCUGGAAGAUGCUGAUAUUUUGCCAGGGAGGUCCUGGUCACUUGUACUUGUUAAAGAACAAAGUUGCCACUUUCGCCAAAGUGGAGAAGGAGGAAGAUAUGAUCCUCUUCUGGAAGAGGUUGAGCCGGCUAAUGAGUAAAGUCAAUCCUGAACCAAAUAUCAUUCACAUCAUGGGCUGCUAUGUUCUUGGAAACCCCAAUGGGGAGAAGCUAUUUCAGAAUCUGAAAAACUUAAUGAAUCCUUAUAGGGUUGCCUUUGAGUCUCCACUUGAACUAUCAGCUCAAGGUAAGCAAAUGAUUGAGACUUACUUUGACUUCCGCCUUUACCGCCUCUGGAAGACCCGCCAGCACUCUAAACUAUUGGAUUACGAUGAUAUUUUAUGAGCUGGAGAAGACUUUGCAAGAGGAAUUUGAUCACCAGUGUCCAAGAAGUCAUGCUUACCGCAGAGAGACUUUUUUAUUGGCACAGGGAGCCCUUCACAGCCCUAUAGGAGGCAGCAGUGCUAAAGGGAGGGAAGAAGGAGCCCUUGGAAGAGUGUUGGGAGGAAAGUCUCCUGGGUCAAGAGAGACUGGAGGGAAAGGGUUUGACACCUCACUCGCCUCAGGUCAGAGCUGUGGUGUCUCAGGAGGAGCUGUGUGAAACAAGGACAGGAUGGAGUUCCUUGCAGAACUGAGCUGUUUUGGGUCAGAAUGGGCCAGAUUUGAUUCCAGGUCCUUUUAAAGACUUUUGAAGCUCAGGUUUUCUUAACAAAAAAUAAAAUCAAUUACCCAUGCACUACAAUGAAGAAGUGACCAGAGCACAGAGGAAGGAGGGGUUUGUCCUGAUGGGACCUUCUGUGCUGGGAUCUUGGAGAGCAAGGACUGCUACACCUACUCCUGCAAGCUUAGAUCAGACGAUCCAGUUUCGAUGUGAAUAUAUACUGGAAUAUAGAAUUGAAAUCUAACUUUUUGUUUUGUUUAAUAGCAAAUAAGUGCAAUUUUUAUAGCGAGAGGGGUAAAAUCCCUCCCAAUAUUUAAUUAGUUAAAAAUAACACACCAGUAACCAAUAGAUGAGGUAUUUUUGGUCUGCUUGAAAAUAUAUUCAAAAUGGUAAUAUAUCUUCUGUAGACAUAUUUAAUCACCAGCAAACAUGGUUUUAACAUAA